AUGACCAAAACAUCUCAGGGUGCAGUAGUUACAGGCGCCAUCCAGCACAGAAACGACACUGGGCCAGCGUGGGUCGCGCCAUCCCUCCAGAGCAGAGCCGCCAGCCAUUCAGAGCACCAGACAGCUGGACGUACCGACAUGGGAACUGAAACCAGUCCCUUGAGCUACCAACAGCAAUCAACGUCGGACCACACCACGCAACGCAUUGUCCAGCGUGCCAACGUCAUUCUCACGAGCAUCACCAUACUGACGCGCAGACGGCCUUUUGCAAAGCCGCCUCCAUCGUCUGUCGCGGCCGCCCCCAUCCAGUCAGCACAAGCCGUCACCGCCCUGCCGAACAUCUCCAUCACCGACUUUACGUCGCGACCGCUCGCCGACCCUGAGAGCCCAAGCACAGAAAUGGCUCUCCCGAACCCAACACCGCCUCUCCUCCUGACGAAGCGCCUCAACGCCUUUCUACACACCAACCAGACCCCUCAGCUGCCCACACUCCUCCUCACCACAUGCCACGGCAAGCUCCUCGCCCACGCAAGCCCGCACCCGGUGUCUGUCCUCCGCACGCAUGCCACCGUCGCGGCCUCCCUCCUCGCCAUCCACACGUCUUCCUCGGUAGACGUCCCCUCCGCGCUGCCCGGCUCGCGAACCCCCGAUCCCAUCACCAGCUCGCCCGUCCUCCGGCCCGACAACUCGGAUAAAGAAGACGAAGACGACGAAGACGACGAAGACGACGACGACGACGAAGACGACGCAGCGCACCACGGUGUCUCGGACUCCAGGCCCAAGCACAGAAAUGGCUCUCCCGAACCCAACACCGCCUCUCCUCCUGACGAAGCGCCUCAACGCCUUUCUACACACCAACCAGACCCCUCAGCUGCCCACACUCCUCCUCACCACAUGCCACGGCAAGCUCCUCGCCCACGCAAGCCCGCACCCGACGUCCCCUCCGCGCUGCCCGGCUCGCGAACCCCCGAUCCCAUCACCAGCUCGCCCGUCCUCCGGCCCGACAACUCGGAUAAAGAAGACGAAGACGACGAAGACGACGAAGACGACGACGACGACGACGACGACGUAGCGCCCCACGAUGUCGCGGCAUCCAAAAAGGCAGCCGCCAGGAGAAGAGCCGCCAGGUCCGUCAAACCCGUCACCAUCACAGUCCAGCUCAGCGGCGGGACCGUCAUCAUCCGCCGUCUCAAGUGCGGCCUGCUGUUCGUGUGUGUCGGUCCCUCGGCGCACGACCUCCAGUCCGACGUGCAUUUGCAGCACGAAAACGGCGAUGUGACCGGCAGCCCGAGCGAGGUGGAGAGUCUGGUCAGCGCCGGGGCCCAAACGACGUCGAGUCUGGACAGCGUGGGCGCCGCUUCCGUCGUCGCGAUGAGGAGGCACGCCGCAGACUUGGCGCGGUGGCUGGACGACAAGCUGGGCACGCUGCGGGUGCCAGAGGAGGGGGUCGGGUCAAGUGAUUAA
Metarhizium acridum CQMa 102 is the source of this 1464-nucleotide messenger RNA. The record is from RefSeq and is a predicted model, not a curated record. NCBI's taxonomy places the organism in Eukaryota, Fungi, Ascomycota, Sordariomycetes, Hypocreales, Clavicipitaceae.